Molecule: messenger RNA, 1453 nt
Organism: Daktulosphaira vitifoliae (grape phylloxera)
Lineage: Eukaryota; Metazoa; Arthropoda; Insecta; Hemiptera; Phylloxeridae
Product: protein-L-histidine N-pros-methyltransferase
Exons: 6
Coding region: 236-1105 (289 amino acids)
Molecular function (GO): protein-L-histidine N-pros-methyltransferase activity
Source: RefSeq, a predicted model, not a curated record
CGCACCAGCAUUUAUUAUCAAUAACCAAAUGUAUAUAAUCAAGAUUUAAUAAAUGAAAUUAUUAAUUUUUCUUUAAAUAAUACUAUUGCUACGAAUGCACAUUCAAUAUCAUAAUGCAUUUUAUUAAGUACUUGUUAUAUUCAACAAUAUAAUUUUACUUUUGGCUUCAUUGAAACGAAUUACUCAAUUAUCAAUCCAUAGUUCUAGACUAUUAAAAGUACUCAGCUAGGUCGCUAUGAACAGUCAUACAAGACGUAAUAUUGCGAAGUUGAUUGCUGAAAAAUCAUUGCUCAGUCAAUCAUUAAAAAACUCAAAUAAAGCUGCGUGGUACAACGUGAGGAAGGAAAAUUUGACUGAUGAAGUAUAUGUUAAGUUUGUGCAAAUGUCACUGGACAAGGAUACUGAACAGUUUCUUGACGAUUCGACUGAGCAGAGCGAUAACCUUAUCACGCAGCUCUGGCAAUCAGCAGUGUCUACCGUCUUGAACGUUUUCAUGACGAAGACAUCGAUUAACGGAUUAUUAAGAAGAGGUUCAAUGUUCGUUUUUUCAUUAGAACAAAUAAGGAAAUUACUUAAUAUUACAUAUUUUGCCAGUGGUUCCUCUUUAGUGGAUUUAGGAGCAGGGGAUGGUGCAACCACUGAAAAAUACACACCAUUCGUUAAUCAUGUGUAUGUAACAGAAAAAUCUGGACCAAUGAUCAGAAUUUUAUCCCAAAAAGGUUUUAGAUUACUUAAUACUGAGACAUGGUGGAAUCAUAAAGAAAAGUUUGAUAUUGUGUCUUGUUUAAACUUGCUUGACCGAUGUAGCGAACCAAUUAAUUUGCUCAAUAACAUCAAAAAAUCUCUCAAAUCCAAUGGUAGAGUAAUAAUUGCUUUGGUUCUACCAUACAAACCAUAUGAUGAAUUUAAAAGUGCUGUUCCCGACGAAAAAUUGCCAAUCACAGGCGAGACUUUUGAAGAACAAGUGUCAUCUACAAUAGCAAACGUGUUUGAACCAUCAGGUUUCAAUGUUCUUUGUUGGACUAAAUUACCAUACUUAUGUGAAGGGGAUUUAAAUCAAGAUUAUUAUUGGCUACAUGAUGCCGUUUUUAUACUGUCAGUAUAAAUAAAAUAAUAACAUUCCAGUAUUGAACUUACUAGAUAUGUAAUUUCCUGUAUGUUUCACAAAAACAAUUAAAUUAUUUUGAGUUUAUAAAUUAUUUUAUUUAUAUAUUAAAAUCUACAUAGUAAACAUAUAUUUUAUAGAAAAAUUCUUACAAAAUAUGAUGUAAAAUUCUAAUAAUAAAUUACUGUUUAUUAACAAGUGAUUCAAUGUUUUAAAGUUAAAAUUUUGUUAUUGAAAAUGAUAAUUAAAAAAAAUACUCAGUUAAUUAUGUUAUACAUAAGAAUAAUUAAUUAAAAUCACAGAUAUAUAAUAUUUUGAGAAGACAAUAAUUAAAUUAAUUUGUUUAAA